Molecule: messenger RNA, 1309 nt
Organism: Impatiens glandulifera
Lineage: Eukaryota; Viridiplantae; Streptophyta; Magnoliopsida; Ericales; Balsaminaceae
Product: peroxisome biogenesis protein 22-like
Exons: 8
Coding region: 173-994 (273 amino acids)
Biological process (GO): peroxisome organization
Source: RefSeq, a predicted model, not a curated record
UUAGCAUUUGAUUUUUCACUAUCUUCCUCUGAUCGAUCGACAGUGACGAUCUCCGCGGCUCGCCCACGAAGUCUCUCUCUGGAACCUGCACAAAAUUGAACGGUGGAAUCGGAACGAUGACAGCUUGAGGGUUUAUCAGAGGAAAGAGCCGUCGGGAUAUUUAUUCUCAACCAUGUCUGAUUACUCGAAGGAAGACUUUGUACAGCUGAUCAAAAGAUUUGGAGCUUAUCUCAGUGUCAAAAUGUCUAAUAUCUUCCCCAUCUCGCUUCGCAAUUUGGAUUCACAAACUGUUGGGGCAAUAGCAGGGUUUGCUUUGGCAGUACUAUUUACUUGGAGAUUUAUGAGGACACCGAGUGCACCCAGGAGACGGCCACCCAAGAGGCAAGCAAACGCGCCUAGUUCAUCUGGUAUUAGUUCUCAUUCUAAUGCAAAUCUGAACCCACCUGGAUUUUCACCAUCUUUGGAAGAUUCACGAGCACAAGAUGUUAUUGAUGAGUUUUUUCAACCUGUUAAGCCAACUCUAGGACAAAUCGUUAGGCAGAGAUUGAGUGAAGGAAGGAAGGUAACAUGCCGCUUGCUUGGUGUCAUCCUUGAGGAAACCACUCCAGAGGAGCUUCAGAAACACGCCACUGUCAGAUCCUCUGUUCUGGAAGUUCUGCUUGAAGUAACAAAAUUUUGUGAUCUGUAUCUAAUGGAAAGAGUACUGGAUGAUGAAAGUGAGAAAAGGGUUCUUCUUGCUUUAGAAGAUGCUGGGGUCUUUACAUCUGGAGGCUUGGUUAAAGACAAGGUUCUGUUUUGUGGUACUGAGAUUGGCCGGACAUCAUUUGUUAGGCAACUUGAACCGGACUGGCACAUUGAUUCAAAUGUCGAGAUUGUUACCCAGCUAUCGCGAUUCAUCAAAUAUCAACUUCAUAUUGCGCCUACUAGAAUAGAAAGGACUGCUGCUAAUGUUUCCAGCUCUCCAUCUUUGGAACAGUUUUUCGGAUCUGUUUGAUGCGAAAUCCGUCAAAUGCUUUUAUGCAUUGAUUGACUGGACUGGACUUCAUCAUGUAUGUUGAGUUAUAAGACUUUUGAAUGUUGAGAAAUCGCUAUUUCAUUCAAACCUUGUUCGAGUCUCCCCCAAUCCCCUCUUCCUGUGUUAUUUUUUUUUUUUAUUUCUUCCUUGAAGAUUAGCUAAUUUUAAUUGUUGUUGGUUUUUGACAUGUAAAAUUCCAUAAAAUGUCAGCCUGCCUGUAAUUUGUAAACUACAGUAACCAAAAGUUACUCUUCUUCUUCAGUAUGUUUUGGGGAGACUACUUUAGACCGUCUA